This is a messenger RNA of Malus domestica (apple), 1332 nucleotides long. Its product is annotated as F-box protein At3g07870-like. The record is from RefSeq and is a predicted model, not a curated record. Gene Ontology annotation, molecular function: protein binding. Lineage: Eukaryota; Viridiplantae; Streptophyta; Magnoliopsida; Rosales; Rosaceae.
AUGGAGACACCGAGGACUAAAAGGAUGAGGCACUGCAGCAACAGCAACAGAAACGUGAUGGACCUGGACAACGAUAACCUGGUCGACAUUUUCUCUAGACUGCCGGCGGAAUCAGUUUGUUCCGUGGGAUGUGUCUCGAAAGCCUUGCACAACAUAGUCAGCCGCCCCUCGUUUCUUAACCAGCACAUGAGUUCUCUUGUUACUACCAACGCUGCUGCUGAAGUACCUCAACUUGUAAUUGUUUCUCAGUCCAAAAAAAAGUACAUGGCGGAGCUAAUUGCCAUGCAAUCAUUUGAAUACGAUGGCAAUACUUUGGAAAUGAGAAGAGAUAAGACGAGGAUUGUCUCAAAGAUCAUGUCUUGGUGGUACGAAUAUUUUUUCAAUGUACAUUUUGUUUUCUGCAACUUGAUUUGCUUGAAAGACAGACACACUGGAAGCCGGUGCGUGUUGUUAAAUCCGUUGAAGGGCGAAGCUGUGAUGCUCCCGACUUGUAUCGUCCAAGUUCCGGAACAUCUAAAAACAACAGUAUUCUCUUAUUAUUGGUUUGGUAUGGGAUUUGACAACACGACUAGUACACACAAAGUUGUUCAGGUUUGUGCGGAUUCGGAGUACAACUAUUGUGUUGCUCAUGUUUAUGUGUUGGGCACAAGAUCAUGGAGAGAGAUCUGCUCGGUUCCUCCCUGUGAUUUAACGGUCAAGAAUUUAUCAGCAUAUGGCGAUAUGCACUGGUUAAUUCGUCGCGCAACAACUGGAAGAGCUCAAGCAAAUAUUCGCCACUGCAUGAGUAUACUGUCUUUCGAUUUCAAGAAAGAGGAGUUCGGUUGGAAUAUUCCUGAUCCCCCCUUAAGAAACAUGCCGCGUAAGUUCCACUCUGUCCAGCGCUUUCACUUGAUUAAUCUGAGAGGAUCUUUGUCCGUCGUUGAUGCUUCAUCAGAUAAAUACCUUGACAUAUGGAUGUUGAAAAACUAUGAUGAAAAAGAGUGGGUCUUAGGUCACAGAAUAGAAGCCAGAAUGAUUAAUGCAGAAUGUCGGUAUAGAAGUUAUAGGCUUUGGACUUGUUACGAAUGGGGGCAUGGGAUAUUUUUCAAACGUUCGAGAAAGAGCAACAGCACUGUAGUCCUUUUGGAUCUAAGAACUGUUUGCAUACAUCGAGUAAAAUGUCCGAUAUACCAAAAGGGGUUGUAUACAAGCAUCUUUAGUUAUACCAGUAGCUUGAUUUCCCUGAAAAGUUAUGGGAAUUUGAUUCCGCUAAAACGUUAUGGGAAGCCAACUGAAGCAGAAGAAAGUCGUCGCAGUGGUUCCCUUAUGAACAUUUGGCAUUUAUGUAACUGA